AUGUCCAUUUGCAUGCGUGCACUUGCAGCUCGCAACCUCUUGGGACUCGAAGAUAUCAUAACUUUAUCCGUUGUCCACUUUAAUUUUCAAAAGACUAGACCAAAUGAUGACAAUGAUGACCACAAGAGUUGGGUUUUGAUUGACUUAACAACGUCAGCUACUAUGAUAGGAGCCAAUAGCAAGAUAUACCCUACGGAUGGAUGUAUUCCGGAUACUGUGAACCACGUAAAGUUCGUACGGGACUUGUACGAAAAAGUUGACCCUGCUCCUCGUACAUAUUCAGUACCAGUUUUAUGGGGCAAGAAAAAGAGUACCAUCGUGUCAGAAGAGUCUACGGGCAUUUUGCGUACUUUCGAUUCAGCUUUUCGAAACUUGGUGCCAUCCAGUGUACACUUGUACCCAAAAGAAUUGCGAGCCGAGAUUGAUGCUGCCAAUGAUGGUAUUGUUACGGAACUGCCGCAGAGGCUGAGAAAAGGUGUUUGUGGCUUUGACCAAACUGGAGGAGCUGCUGAUAAAGCAGAGAUACCUGGUGGGAAAAGCAGUGACGGAGGCGGAUGUACGUCUGUUUCACACGCUCAUUCGUCUCGUCCAAAGGCUGACAAGAAGCACUUGACGGAUUGUUCGAAUGUGGUCGAGUAUCUGCGCGACCUAUAUCAGAUUCCUGAGCUUAAGAGUAGUGUAAACUGGAGCCAUCUGAAGAUUGGGAUGGAUAACAAGCAUCCUGACGCUAUUGCAGAAGGUUCUUAUGUCGACUUUAAUGUCGUUCAUAAACGUACGCAGUUAGCUUAA
Peronospora belbahrii is the source of this 789-nucleotide messenger RNA. The record is from the annotation of a GenBank genome assembly. NCBI's taxonomy places the organism in Eukaryota, Oomycota, Peronosporomycetes, Peronosporales, Peronosporaceae.